This is a messenger RNA of Pedinophyceae sp. YPF-701, 1014 nucleotides long. The record is from the annotation of a GenBank genome assembly. Lineage: Eukaryota; Viridiplantae; Chlorophyta; Pedinophyceae.
AUGGGCGCGCGCGCGACGCCGUCGAGGACCACGGCGGCGAAGCAGCGGCGGGGGCUCGCGACGGCGGCGCGGGCGCCGGGCAGCGCGGGCCAGCUGCGGGCGCCGGUCCGCGGCGGGCCGCGGCGGGCUCAUACAGCGCCGGUCGAGGGGGUGGUCACGCGCAGAAAGGCGCUGGGGCGGAAGUUCACGCUCCGGAGUGCCGGGUUGCCCGGGAGCGAGUCGCGGGGCGCGAACGUGCCGCGGAAGCAGAUGCGGGGCGCGUCCGGCACGGUCGGGCGGCACGUGCCUGCGCCGCAGCUCGCUGCGGUGCCGGUUGUGUCGCACACGGCCACGUACGUGCCGGCGAAGGUCGAUCAGCGUCUCAGGCCGCAGACGGGCGCGAUCGCGCGGGAGUGGAAGGAGCUUGCGCGCGCGCGGCAGGACAGCCUGGAGCAGCGCGUCAGGGCGCAGGCGCAGCGGGCGUGCGUCGACGGCGUCCUAGGCGGGCUCGUGCUGAGCACGCUGCGUCCCGCGGGGCAGCUGUGGCGCACCGCACGAGGCGUGGUGCGCGUGCACCCGCUGCGGGCCCGGCUCGAGUACGGCGACAUUCUGCCGAAGCACGUGGUGGAGGCCUACGUCGGUGUGCGGACGGCGGGCGCGACGUGCAAGCCCUGCCUGGCGUGCAUGGCGGCGGAGAGCGCCAUGUGCCUGCACCCGCCGGGAGCGGGCGAGAUGUGGCGGCGGGGGGACCUGCUCGAGGAGAAGCACGUGGCGGCCGCCGGGGACCGGGACUUCGAGCCGAGCCCGCCCGACAGCGGGAAGAGCGACUGGGAGGUGCUCGGCGACGCGCUGGAGCGCAAGAUCGUCACGCGGGAGAACGCGCGGCUGGUGCUGGACCACACCAUGGCGGUCCUGCGGGGGGUGUUCGGGGACGAGGCGUGCGAGGACUACGCGCGGCACGCGCCCCCGAUGUACGUGGGCGUGUGCAAGCUGCUGGAGCGGCCGGCGGACGAGUGGACGAAGAGCAAGCCUUGA